This is a messenger RNA of Zootoca vivipara (common lizard), 315 nucleotides long. RefSeq names its product parathyroid hormone (gene PTH). Gene Ontology annotation, cellular component: extracellular region. Gene Ontology annotation, biological process: cell-cell signaling; intracellular calcium ion homeostasis. Gene Ontology annotation, molecular function: parathyroid hormone receptor binding; hormone activity. NCBI's taxonomy places the organism in Eukaryota, Metazoa, Chordata, Lepidosauria, Squamata, Lacertidae. The record is from RefSeq and is a predicted model, not a curated record.
AUGACUUCAAUCAGAGACAUGGCUAAAAGUGCAAUCAUUUUAUUGGCAGUCUGCUUCUUUGCCAACUCCAAUGGGAAAGCUGUGAUGAAGAGGUCAGUGAGUGAAAUGCAAAUGAUGCAUGAUUUGGGGGAACACCUGCAUUCUGCACACAGGCAAAACUGGCUCCUUGAGCAAUUGCAGACCGUGCACCACAACCCCCAGGCUGCAGCAGGAGAAGUGAAUGCUAAGGCCCGCGAGGUUCGAAGCUGGAGGUUGCUCCCGGAUGACCUGCAGGCAAAGCUGCAAAAGAAAGCAGUGGAUUCUAACAAAAAUUAG